Lolium rigidum is the source of this 807-nucleotide messenger RNA. RefSeq lists its product as uncharacterized. Lineage: Eukaryota; Viridiplantae; Streptophyta; Magnoliopsida; Poales; Poaceae. The transcript has 2 exons. The coding region runs from base 98 to 589 and encodes 163 amino acids. The record is from RefSeq and is a predicted model, not a curated record. Gene Ontology annotation, molecular function: protein binding.
AUAUAGCUCUGAAACGACCUCCACAGGCCACAGCGUUUUGCUUCCUCAAAUACAGAUCUUCACUCGCUGCCGCACGUGUGGAAGAAAGAAGGCAGGAAUGGCGGGCUCUUGGUCUUCCUCCUCCUCGCGCACGUCGUCUCUCGGCUCCUUGGGCUACGACGACGUUGUUUUCGUGAUGAAGCCGGAUUCUUGUGCAGCUACGGCGCCGGCGGCAGGCGAGGGGAACAGCGUCAAGUUCCUGUGCAGCUACGGCGGCAGGAUCCUUCCGCGCCACUCCGACGGAGCGCUCCGCUACGUCGGCGGCAACAACCGCGUCCUCUCCCUCGAUCGCUCCCUCCAAUUCUACGAGUUGCAGCGGAAGCUGAGGGACAUGUGCGGGUGGGAGGCGGUGAGCCUGCGGUGCCAGCUGCCGACGGAGGACCUCGACGCGCUCGUCUCCGUCACCAGCAAGGACGACCUCAGCAACCUGCUGGAGGAGUACGAUGCGGCCAGCAGGGACCGACUCCAGCCGCUCAAGGUCCGGGCGUUCCUGUUCCCAAGGUCGACGCCUGGGCGCACGUCCGCCAGCAGCACUACCACCACACGAUGACUCCCUCCCCGGCGGUUCGUCUUCCUAGACAGCGGCGGCGCUACCACCGGCGGCCGCACCAGCAUCACGCAGUCCACACCGGUAUUCAGUUGCAAAAUAACGGCGUAAUGAGCAGUCGUGUGCUGGAGCCUAGAGUAUUAAGCUAGGUAGUCGUCACUGUUGUUAACGUUUCAUGGCCUUAUUUAAAUAAGAAAUCCAUGUGGAUGAGUCAUUCUUUC